This is a messenger RNA of Cladocopium goreaui, 2127 nucleotides long. The record is from the annotation of a GenBank genome assembly. Lineage: Eukaryota; Dinophyceae; Suessiales; Symbiodiniaceae.
AUGCAAGAUUUUGGAUCAAGGGUUCAAUGGCAACUGGUGAUGCAUCCUUGGACCAAUCCUGCUGUAGCUGAAGCUGAUGAGAAAAACACAUUGGAUUGGCUGAACCCGGGUGUUGCUACAUCAUCCUCAAGUUUAUCUAGCCCUUCAGUGCCUGACUGGUUGAAUACACCUGUGGCAGUCAAAAGAGCAUGUCCUUCAGGGGUGUCCAACCCCAAGCUGAAACAAGCCCAUUGGCUGAAUCCACAGGUCGACAGCAAAUUUGAUUUUACACCAAGAUCAGAUGCAGUGCCAGAGCCGAAACCUUCAGGUCCAGAGAUUGACUUGACUAUUGGCUCCGCAUUGCUUGUUCUUGGGGAAGCAGAGCACGUUUUGAAACAAGAGGAUCUUCCAAAGGAAAUCGUUCAGAAGGUGCACCAUUCUUUGAAAAACCCAUGCCGGCAUGGGAAAGGGAAAAAGGGUUGCACUGCUUGUCAGCCACCUUGGAAUGCAUCUGACGCUGUGGCCUUUGUUGCCUUGUGGCAUUCAAUGAAAAGAGAUCACAAAACAAUUGUGUUGAACACUUUGUAUGAGCAAGCUGGCUCACAUGCAAGCAGCCGAGUAUGUGUAAAGUUCCUGGGACGGCGAAUCUGUAUUUCCCACUUGUGUGAAAUUUUGCAAACCGCACCACGGACCUUCUACAAGCAUGCAGGUGGCAAUGCUGAUGGUCGUACAACAAAUGGAAAGACUGUGACAGAUUCUCGAAUUUCAGUUGAUAUGUUUUUUUACAAUCUGUAUCAUACCGCAGCUGAGUAUCUACCAGAACAUGAGUUCCAGCUGAAUGAUGUUGACUCACAAAUUGAGGCAGAGCAAAGUGGUAAAAGUGAUGCUGCAGUACAACAAUGUUUCCAGACAGAGGGCCUUUUGCCACUGCUUGGGCAGGAUCCUGAAAAACAAAUGCUGAACAGCAUUGCUGCCUUUGCUGGUGGUAACCAGCUUCCUGUCCGGUACAUACAGCAUCAACGUGUUGUUGAUCUUUGGAUGCUCUAUCUUGGCUGGGGUAGCACUGACGACAAAAAGGCCAAGCAGUUGCCAAACAGUGGAGGGAGCAUCUCAGAUCUCAAUAUCAAGAUCGUGUUGUUUACUGGUGCCUUAGGUACCAAAGCAAGCAACCACAGAGAGGAGGGCAUGGUGCAUGGAGGGUCAUUUGUGAUGGAAACCUUGGUUCGAUCACUGGCCCACAUCAAGCAGUUGCGGCGUCAGCAGGGCUUGGAGCUGCCAAAACAUCUUUGUCUCCAGUGUGACAACACUGUUGCACAGGCCAAAAACGCAGAGGUUGUGCUAGGAAUGGGAAUGUUGGUUCGGCGUUUUGCCUUUGACACAACUUCCUUGUGUUUUUUGAGGAAGGGGCACACGCAUGAGGAUGUUGAUUUUGUAUUCAGCAUCCUGCUGAGCAAGGUCUUGAGGAAAACCAAGAUGAAAACUCCACAGGAUCUGGUCAACAGCAUCAGUGCCAUGGAAUCCUUUCUUGCAGAAAAGGGUUACAAAAUACGAUCCACGUUGCUUACCCACUGCCGGGACUUCAAACCAUGGCUUGCCAGCUAUGGUUGUACCCCCUACAAUUGCUUUUUGCCCAGACAAGGAGCAGAGUGCCCGCACUCUUUCACUUUCAAAUGUCGGAUGGAUUUGAGCCGUCAAGAAAUGGAGGAGGUGACAAAGAAUGAGGCACAAACACAGGUCCAGGAGAAGAAUGACUUGGACAUUUUCUGUGUGACAAAGGCGUUUAUGGCAAGCAGAGACAGCUUUGCACCAGUCCUCCUCAUCCCACACACAAGGGCCCAUCAACUUCCAGCAACUCCAAGCACGUCAUGUGAAGUGGUCAUGGCAGACAAGCGCAAGGCAGACCUGCUCAAAUUUGCAUCUGAGCUUGAGAAAUUGUCUGCAGAUUGGGGACCAGAGCAUUCAUUUUUUCGAGCAGCAGCUGAAAUCAGAAUCCUGGUUCAUGGAAGACAAAGAGAGCCUUCUCAAGAUGGGUUCCUUGAAAGCCUGGUGGCUGCAGUGGACAGAAGGAUUCCAGUGCCACUGUUUGACAGCCCUUUGUACAGCCACUUGCCAAAUUUCUGGCGAAUGAUGGUGCGCUUCAACCGUUAA